AUGGCGCAACAACAGGUCGCCGCACCCCCGCGGCAGUUUCAAGUCAACCGCACCUCCUUCACGCGCCACUACGACGUCUUUUCCACCGACGGACAGCAGGCCUUCUACAUCGACAUCUCGUCGUUUACGCCGAGCAAGCCAGACCUGACGGUGCACGAAGGCAAGACGUCGGGCGGCAACGUCGUGGCCGUCGCGCACAUGCCCAAGUUUUCCGGGGACUUCAAGAUUGGACUCGGCGACCGGUCGGGGCGAGCUGGGGACGGCGGAGGUGCAGGCGGAGGGGCAGGCGGGUUGGCGGCGACGCGCUGGGAGGACAUGACCAAGGAGAACCUGCGGCACUCGGAGCACCGGUGGGCGAUGACGCUGGGUGCAGGGAACGACGACGGCGGCGGUGGUGGUGGCGGCGGACGCGGGCAGACGCGGCGCGAGUUUGCAUGGAAGCGCACCCGCAAGGUGGGCGCCGACGGGGCGAGCGUGUCGUCGUUGAGCGGCCGCAACCUGAAGCUGGUUGAGGUGGGUCACGGCGGCGGAAGAGGAGCAGAGGAGGACGAAGGCAAGGUGCUGGCCGUGUUCACGAGCGAGCGCGGCUUCUCGUCGUGUGGCGUGCUGCAGAUCAACGCGCAGCUGGGCCGCGACUUUGAUGUCAUGGUGGUGACGACGUGCGUGGCGCUGUACGAGAAGGCGAGGAGGCGGCGGCACCGCGCGGCGGCGGGCGGAGGGGGAGGCGGUGGAGGGGGAGGUGGUUGA
Messenger RNA from Purpureocillium lilacinum, 747 nucleotides. RefSeq lists its product as uncharacterized. Lineage: Eukaryota; Fungi; Ascomycota; Sordariomycetes; Hypocreales; Ophiocordycipitaceae. The record is from RefSeq and is a predicted model, not a curated record.